Molecule: messenger RNA, 1599 nt
Organism: Cajanus cajan (pigeon pea)
Lineage: Eukaryota; Viridiplantae; Streptophyta; Magnoliopsida; Fabales; Fabaceae
Product: zinc finger protein ZAT9
Biological process (GO): regulation of DNA-templated transcription
Source: RefSeq, a predicted model, not a curated record
UUAUUUCUCCCAUUUUUAUAUCUCUCGGUGGAGGAAUGCUUGUCACCUACUCCUUUCAUACUCCGCACUCUCUCUUCCUAAUCCUCUCACAAAGAAGAAGAACGCGAUUGGCCCAAAUGCCAACACCACCACCUUCUUAAACUCUCAUCGCUGGUCAUGGACAAACACAAAUGCAAGCUCUGCUUCCGAAGCUUCUCCAAUGGGAGAGCCUUGGGCGGCCACAUGCGCUCUCACAUGAUGAACCUUCCUCUCUCCAAGCCCGAAGAAGCCUUCUCCCGCACCAUCCAACUCAGCUUCGAAGCUGAGUCGGCUUCGUCAUCGUCAUCAUCCGAUGAUGAUCAUGGUCACACGCAUCCGCAUGACCAUGAUCAUCAGGAUGACGACGAUGACAAGGCUUUGUGCUACGGGCUCAGAGAGAAUCCCAAGAGAAGCAUCCGCCUGGUGGAUCCCGAAUUUUCCUUCGCAGCCGCGGACACGGGCUCGGUGAUCCUCCAAGAUAGAGAGAGCGAGACGGAGUCGUCGAAAAACAACCCCACAAGGAGAAGAUCCAAAAGGCCAUGGAACAACAACAACAACAACUAUUAUAACUACAACAAUGAGAGGAACAAGAAGCAGGUCGUGGGGGAGAAGAGUAAGACAGAAUCGUGGGUGGAGCAAGAGCCAGCGAGUUCGGUGUCGGACGCGACGACCGAGGAGGACGUGGCGUAUUGUCUGAUGAUGCUGUCGAGGGACAAAUGGAAGAGGCAGAAGGAGGAGGCGCAGGUGGAGGAAGCGGAGGAGCAGUACGAGGAGGAGGAGGAGGAAGAGGAGAGCGAGGAGGAGGAAGAGGACGAGGCGUUCGAGGAGAGCGAGGAGUCGCAGGAGACGAUGAAAGUGUGCAAGAACCGAGGAGGAGGAGGAGGAGGAAGGUACAAAUGCGAGACGUGCAACAAGGUGUUUCGAUCCUACCAAGCAUUGGGGGGCCACAGGGCGAGCCACAAGAAGAUGAAAGUGAACGUGAAAGUGGACGAGGGCGAACACAACAAAAGUGGACCCUGCGUUGCUGAAAAGAAAAUCCACGAGUGCCCCGUUUGCUUCAGAGUCUUCGCUUCGGGUCAAGCGCUUGGGGGACACAAGAGAACGCAUGUUACUAACGCCGCAACAACGCUUAUUCCUUCCACUUCCUCAAAGUUCGGAAACACCUUCAUAGAUCUCAACCUCCCUGCCCCCAUUGACGAUGACGACGCCAGCCAAAUCGAAAACUCCGCGGUUUCCGAUGCAGAAUUCGUCAAAACCCGUUAGUGCAGAAGAAUUGGGAAGCAUGCGUGUUAUAGUGGGCUCUGUUUCAGCUUCCAAGCAAAUACAAAGUAACUGUUUUCUACCGUUCAUUGGUGAUGAAUCCUAAACAAGAGUCGUUUUCAGAGGAAGUUGAUCAAUCUGCAAAUAUUUUAUUAGUAUAAAAGUAUCUUCCACUUCUGACUUCGAGGAGCAUUAUACAGUUCCAUGAAAAGAAAUGUGUUUUCUUGGUGCUUCUUUUAUUAUUUUAAUUUUUUUUUCCACUCAGAGCAUCUAAGAAGUUCCGUAUCUUUUCCCCCUUUUAUUUUUUUCGGCUGAAAGAAA